GCAAAAUGGAUUCGGACCCUAUGACAUGAACCAAACUACACCGACCCAAUCAAAACUGAUACGGAGUAUUUAAGUAGUCCGCCAUUUCUGUUCUUCUUCAGUCAGACCGCUCUCAACGACUCCCACAAAUUUAGCGGAGACCUCUCGUCAUACACAUCAACUUGAUCGAUCGGUCUUCAAGCUGCGAAAUUUGCGAGUGCAGCACCUCUCGUCAUACACAUCAACUUGAUCGGUCUUCAAGCUGCGAAAUUUGCGAGCCAUGGAAGAACAUGGUGUUGCCACUCCACAGCAAAUGGAGGCAGCUGAAGCUGUAGGAUUGAAACUGCAUACGUUGCUGGCUAGUGAAGAGAUUCAUGCAGAGACCAGGGAGAAGCUCAGGAAUAUUAACCUUCUCCGCCAGGAGAAGAACAAGACGAAUAGGAAAUUGGACGCAGUCAACAAAGCGCUGUCCGUGCUUAAAAGGGAAGGCGGCAAAAAGAGGUGGGAUGAGAUCCUUUUACUCCAAGAGCAGAAGACGAAUCUUUCAAGACAGAAGACUGCUCUAAAGAAGGAACUAGACUCAAUUGACCCAGAAGUUGAGGAGAAAUUCAGAGUGGAGUAUAGACAGCUAACCGCAGUCAAUGACCAAAUGGAUAGUGAACUGCGUGAAAUGAUUGCUGGUUACCGGGUGUGCCGGGUGACUACCUUGCGGGAGCUUGAGAGGCUGCGAAAGAUUGGGAUGCGGGUCUCGCCCAUCCUCGAUGAACACCAAGUGAAUCUGAUGCAAGUUGCCACGCUUAGGGACUGCACUUCCGCAUGGUUGAUUGCUCCACCCUAAACAUCCUCUUCUCCCAAAAAUACAAGCACGUGAAGAGAUGGAUUGGAUACUCCCUUGCUUGUGUUCAAAAAUACAACUUGCGGCUCCAUCUUAUAUCUUAAUAAUGCUUGCUGGGUAAUACCUUAGAACAGCAAGAAAUGCAACUUUUACCUUCAAACUUGUUCUAGCUCUACAUAGAAUAUAUAUAUACUAUAUAUGAUAGCUGGCCUGGUGAUGUUUGGGAUGUGAGUAGACAUUCCAUUCCUGUGGGGGACACUAUGCAAUAUCCUCAUCUCACCACGUGUCCUCUCCCAUCCCCACCCACCCCCGCGUAUGAUAAGCCAUCAAUCAACAUCAUAGGCGGCCUAGCUAAAAAUAUUGUAUUGUUCCCCUCCCUUACCUUGUUGCAAUCUAGCUAUAUUGGUCCGUAU
This is a messenger RNA of Cuscuta campestris, 1227 nucleotides long. The record is from the annotation of a GenBank genome assembly. NCBI's taxonomy places the organism in Eukaryota, Viridiplantae, Streptophyta, Magnoliopsida, Solanales, Convolvulaceae.